CGGCCUCUUGUCAUUUGGGGCCCCUGCUUCAGAAGCUGGUGGUGUCGGAAAACAAUCACAGAAGGAAUCUGUUUCGGCACUUCCGGUUAAGUCUGAUAACUUCCGGGAUGCCGGGCAAUCACAACACAGCUGUUGAGUCCAAGAUGGCGCUCCGCCUGGCAGAGCUGGAGGCUCCGCUGGACGCUGACCGAGCCGGGGACCCGCAGAAAGGGGGUCUGAGGCGGUGCAGAGGCCGACCCAGACUCACGGACACCGACCGAGCUCAGAGGCGCCUCGAGUCCCGGAAGAAGUACGACGUGAGGCGCGUGUACCUGGGAGAGGCGCACCGGCUGUGGAGCGAGCUCCGCCGGAGGACCAGCCUGAGCGAUGCCGGACUGGCCGAGUACCUGAUCCUGCUCCACUCCACCUACGGAGACCAGGACCGGCAGGACCAGAGCGGGAAGAAGUUUGCUGCAGACGCCUCAGUGAAACAGAAAAAAGGCAGGAGGGAGCGAGAGUGCGGCCUGCAGAGCCUGGUGUGCUGGUACCAGGAGCACGCCCGCUCCUGUCCUCACGAGCCGCAGCUGCGAGCCCUGGAGCCUCAGCCCGACGCCUCCACCGCCGCCAUCUGGCACUGCGACUCCAGACACUCCUUUGUGCAACACCUUUUCCCCCCAGCGAGGGAGGCCAGUGACUCCGAGCGUGAGGACGGAGCGCACGGAGAGGGCGACGAGGAGGGCGCAGCCAAACCGGGUGUGCACGUGGCCAAAGGUGCAGUGAGCAGGAGGAGGAGAAAGGAGGCUCACAAACGGUUCAAAGAUGUGGGAGGAAACCUGGAUGUUUCUCAGGUUCAUCGUGCAGCCGUGAGCCCGCCAGAACCGGCUGCAGCUCUGGACCACCAGCCCAGUGUCGAGGCGUCCUCCAAGGACGUCCCCCUGACAGGACCGUCUGUGUGGGACAUGGAGAUGGUCAUGGAGCGACAGCAAGCCUCCCCCGCGGCGGCGUUUCACUCCAUCCCCUCAGAGGAGGAGGAGGAGGAGGAGGAGGAGGAGGAGGAGGAUCUGCGGCGAGGAGACGGACAGGAGGAAAUCAGGACGAUGCCGCACGGAUACGAGUGCGUUACCGUGACGGCGGACUUAGCUGCUAAACUGGAGAAGACAGACGGGGACCCGGUGCUGUCGCAUAGCUUGAGCGGCCCGGUCGCGCUGGGAGCUGAGCCGGAGCCGUCGGUCCCGCCGCCCCUGCAGGUACACGAGCAGAGCGAGCUGUUCGACCCGCAGAGUCUGCAGACGGUGGUGACCAGCUGUGAGAUCCCCGAGCAGAGGAGCGCUUUGGAGGGGUCGCAGUUAAUCAUCAUCACUGGUCCCAGCUACGAGGCCCUGGCAUCAGAGGGCAUCCAGCUCAACAUGGGCGGCGGAAACGUGGAAGAAGUGACCUGCACUGUCAUCGGGGGGGUCACCUACAACCAGGUCUGCACAUCUGACUCCAAACUCAGAGCAGCCGAGGAUGAAGACUCCAUGACAGAUUUGAGAGACAAGCAGCUGCUGCAGCCAGCUGUUGAUGCUCUGGAGCUGAGUGGCGACAGAGAGCUGCAGCGAGGUCUAAGCAGCGUCAGGUCAAAGAGGAACCGGCGAGGUCCGGUCAUCGAGGCAGAUGUGCUCAAGAUGUUCCACUGUCCGUACGAGGGCUGCAGUCAAGUCUACGUCGCCAUCAGCAGCUUUCAGAAUCACGUCAACCUAGUUCACAGGAAAGGGAGGACCAAGGUUUGUCCCCAUCCGGGCUGCGGAAAGAAGUUCUACCUGUCCAACCACCUGCAUCGCCACAUGAUCAUCCACUCAGGCGUGCGAGACUUCAUCUGUGAGACGUGCGGGAAGUCGUUCAAGCGUAAGAAUCACCUGGAGGUCCACAGGCGGACGCACACGGGAGAAACUCCGCUGCAAUGUGAAAUCUGCGGCUACCAGUGUCGCCAGCGUGCGUCCCUGAACUGGCACAUGAAGAAGCACACUCCAGAGGCCCACUACAACUUCACCUGUGACUUCUGUGAGAAGAGGUUCGAGAAGCUGGACAGCGUCAAGUUCCACAAGCUGAAGAGCCACCCGGACAAGCAGGCGACCUGAGGCGCUCCGACCCCAGGUGACAGGAGCUCAGCACGCACGGGCCGGCGUUUCGGACACCAGAGGAAGUAUAAGUAGAGACAGGCUGUCCUUUGCUCCGUCUGUCUGGUCUGGUGUCCAGGACGGUAUGAAGGUGUCCCGUGAGCACACGGGCAGGGGACAGAGUGGGCCGGUGUGGCAGCUGUGCAGGACACGGACUGUUUCAGGGCCCAAACAUCUCUGAACACGUUUGAAAAAAAAAGCCCUUGGCCCCCAGUUUGGAGAAGCAGACAGGAACACUGACACAGAUGCAAAGCAAGACACUGCUGUGGACGAGGGCCGCAGCAAAGCAUAUUUUAGAGUCCUAAAAAAGUCAGAGUGAGUUGAAGUGUAUGCUGUAUUACAUGAAGUCGCCACAGCGCUCUCCUCAAAGCCAGACUCCAUUCAGAAAAACAUACAUUUUACAUCUCUGAACACAGGAGCUGCUCUCCUGCUGCUGAGUUUGGAUUCACUGAAUAACACAAAUUUAACAAUAAACUGGCGGCGCCUGUCUCCGGCAAUAUUAACUCUUAGGGCCCGCUUACGCCUGUCGCUCUGCGCACAGUAUGCCCUUUUCAAAAUCAAGCUUUAAAAAAAUAUAUACAUUAAUAUUAUUUUCUUAUGUCAUUGAGUUAAUUUUUUA
This is a messenger RNA of Plectropomus leopardus (leopard coralgrouper), 2754 nucleotides long. Lineage: Eukaryota; Metazoa; Chordata; Actinopteri; Perciformes; Serranidae. The record is from RefSeq and is a predicted model, not a curated record.